AUGUACUAUGAUCUAAACAUCGACUGCCAAUUCAAAGAUUUCUCGGAGCUGGACUGUGUGGAUGCAAAGGGAUAUUGCAUGUCAAUGUCGCCAAAGGAGAAUUACAGAAGCAUAUCCCCGUUUCCUGUUCCAGCUCUCGAGAAGCCUAUCUACACAAGAAUCAACAUUGAAUAUCAAAACAGACUGGACCAGUCCAUAAUGAAUAGCUUGAGAAAGUUUGAUAUAGUAUGCAUACAGAAUGUUGAUAGCGCCAACAUCUCAUCGGUCAUAAAGUUAGAUCCUGAUGUUAUUGGUCUCAAGAUUGACGAAGUUAGGCAUAUUAAAAAGUCUUUUAUCAACACACUCAAAGAGAAAAAACUGUACAUUGAAAUAUGCAUUAGAGAUGCGCUUUACGGCUCAAGGGAGAAGAUAUUGUGGAUGAACUCCUUGAGAAGACUGCUGAAACUUGGAUGCGCUAGGAUUUUAGUGGUUUCAACAGGUGCUCAAAUUUUCACAGAGUUAAAAACUAGCAACGACAUCUGCAAAAUUUUGAAUGUGUUUGGACUAAGUGAUGAUAAUGUCAAGAAGAUUUUAAGAAACUCAGAGGACGUGCUAAGAAGCGCAGCUUUGAAGAGAUAUUCGUCUCGAAAUGCAAUAGUAACCAAUGAAAAUGAAGGCAAGCUAAAAGAAGACUUUAUCAUUAAUUACAAAAAACGCGAGUCGUUGUAA
Vittaforma corneae ATCC 50505 is the source of this 708-nucleotide messenger RNA. RefSeq lists its product as uncharacterized. Bases 1 to 708 code for a protein of 235 amino acids. The transcript has a single exon. Gene Ontology annotation, biological process: tRNA processing. NCBI's taxonomy places the organism in Eukaryota, Fungi, Microsporidia, Nosematidae. The record is from RefSeq and is a predicted model, not a curated record.